GGCUUCGACUCGUUCCGCGGCCGCCAGCUGGAGGCCAUCAUGGCGGCACUCGCCGGCCAGGACUGCUUCGUGCUGAUGCCCACAGGCGGCGGCAAGAGCCUGUGCUACGCUCUGGUGCCGGCCAUCCGCCCCGGCACCGUGCUGGUGGUGUCGCCGCUGAUAGCGCUGAUGCAGGAUCAAGUGCAGGCCCUGCGCGCCCGCGGCCUGCGUGCCGACCUCCUGUCUAGCACACGAACCGAGGCCGACCGCCGCCGCCUGCUGGAAGACCUGCAGCAGCACAGGCCUGACACGCAGCUGCUGUACGUGACCCCCGAGCUGCUGGCCACCGCCGGCUUCAUGCGCUGCCUGCGCGGCGCGUACGCGGCGGGCGCCCUGCAGCUGGUGGCGGUGGACGAGGCGCACAGCAUCUCAGCCAUGGGCCACGACUUCCGACCCGCAUACAGGCAGCUGGGCGCCGUGCGGCGGGAGCUGCCGCGCCUGCCGCUCAUGGCGCUCACCGCCACCGCCUCGGACCGCGUGCAGCGCGACAUUGUGCGGCAGCUGGGCAUGCGGGAGCCGCGGCUGCUGCGCACCUCCUUUGACCGGCCCAACAUACGCUACGAAGGUGGGUGCCCGCUCGCCUCCCGCCGCCUGCUCGCCCUGCAUGCAUGCUGCAGCCGGCGGCAGCCAGGUGAGCAGCAAGGGAAGGUGCCGGUGCCGUGUACUGUCAUCUACUGCCACCGGCGGGAGGAUGUGGACCGAGUGGCGGCGGCGCUGCGAGCCCACGGCAUCGCGGCGGCCGCCUACCACGCCGGCCUGCCGGGUGCCACCCGCAGCCGGGUGCUGCAGGACUGGCAGGCCGGCAGGCUGGCGGUGGUGGCAGCCACGGUCGCGUUUGGCAUGGGCAUCGAUCGCGCGGAUGUGCGCUACGUGCUGCACCACUCGCUGCCCGGCUCGCUGGAGGCGUAUUAUCAGGAGGCGGGGCGGGCGGGGCGGGACGGCGCCCCCUCCCGCAGCAUAGUCUAUUACAGCCGCCGAGACCGGGAGAGGCACGAGUUUGUGCUGCGCAGGCAG
Molecule: messenger RNA, 1053 nt
Organism: Chlorella variabilis
Lineage: Eukaryota; Viridiplantae; Chlorophyta; Trebouxiophyceae; Chlorellales; Chlorellaceae
Exons: 6
Biological process (GO): double-strand break repair via homologous recombination
Cellular component (GO): cytoplasm; chromosome
Molecular function (GO): 3'-5' DNA helicase activity; nucleic acid binding; ATP binding
Source: RefSeq, a predicted model, not a curated record